ACUGGCUACAAACUUCUGUUUCUCUCUGUUCAUCUAUUUCUGACCUUCAUCAGAUGUUGGAUGUGUUGAUAGUUGGAGCAGGUCCUCAUGCUCUCAUUCUGGCUACUCUACUCUUGAACCCCCAGCAGCAUGUUGACUCCUCUAAUGUGGAAAUCCUCCAGGGGGUACAACUCAGCAAGACAAAUUCCAAGACUGGACGGACCAAGAGCAAGAGGAGAUCUAUUGAUACACUGUCAGAACAAUACAAAGACCAAAAAUGUCCACCAUGUCCUCCUUUGCAUUUCAAAGUGGUGGAUUCUUAUGGAGAAUGGGCUUCCCUGUGGGAGAGCCAGUUCACUGCCUUCAAUAUCCCUCACCUUCGCUCACACAUGCUGGUGCACACGAACCCUCUCAAUAAGAAAGCCUUGCAAGAGUUUGUGCUGGCAGAGGAUCGAGUAGCUGAGCUUCACUCUCUUCCUGAGAGGGUUUUCAUUCACGAUAAGAAUGCCUUCUUUAAUGAUGGGCGCCUUGGCAAGCAAAACAGGAAGCUUCUCAGUUCUGCUCGAGGCCUGCAGAAAAACUUAUAUUUUAGUCUGCCAGGAACUCAGCUCAGUGUGGACUUCUUCAAGGAGCAGGUGUGCAGUUACGACCUGGACCAUGUCCUCAUCAAAGGCACUGUGGACAGAAUUACUCCAUUUCUCUCUGAAAAACAAAAGAAAGUUGAAUUUUUUCGAGUGACUCUAGACACUGGGGACACUCUUGAGGCCAAAAGACUCGUGCUAGCCACAGGACCCACCAGAGAACAGAUGGCAAAUAUCCCUUCAUGGGUGAGAGCAAUCACAGAGAGUUACCCUGAAGAGAGGCUGCAGCACACAGUGGAACUCAUGCACAUUCUCUCUCAACAUAAAGCUAAAGGCAAUCACUUUGCAGGGCCACCUGCUGUAUGCCAUCAGAACCAGAGAGUAAUGGUGAUUGGUGGAGGUCUGACCAGCGCCCACGUCAUCAUCAUUGCUCUGCAACAAGGUGCAAAUCAAUUGACCUGGGUCUUGCGCAAACACGUACAGCUCAAGCAGUUCGAUGUUGGGGAUGUGGAGAGUCUGAUCGGCCGCUAUUCACACGUUGAGCACGGCAUCAAGCUGGAUGGCCUGGCCUACCUGCGGCAGUUCUAUGGAGAGAGGAGUCUACACAGGAGGCUAGCAAUGAUUAAACAGGCGCGUAAAGGAGGAGCUGUAACUCCAGAGGCUUAUGCACAGCUGCAACCUUUCAUUCAGUCAGGGCAGCUGCUUGUCAAGACAUACUGCCAGGUGACUGAGGCAGUGUGGUGCUAUGAAACUCAGACAUGGAAGGUCUCCCUUUGUGAUGGUGAAAAAUGGACUGGUGACAGGAUCUGGCUUGCAACUGGCUGCAAGCUGGAUGUUAAUGAAGACCCCUUACUGUCAGACAUCAAGAAGCAAUUCCCAAUUCAGGUGCUUGAAGGAUGGCCGUGUAUUUCAGAGACACUCCAGUGGGCUCCUGGGUGUCCUGUUUAUCUGAUGGGCCAGUAUGCAGCACUUCAGGUAGGUCCCCAUGCUGUGAACCUUGCAGGAGGUCAGGCGGCAGCUUUACGCAUUGCCAGGGAUAUAAUAGAUAAACAUGGCAGUGAAGAGAAGAACACAGAAACCACCAAAGUGGAAAAAACACGAACUGAGGAGUACAUUUCUCACAUGCAUGGCCUCAUGUGGCUAUGA
Molecule: messenger RNA, 1706 nt
Organism: Neoarius graeffei (lesser salmon catfish)
Lineage: Eukaryota; Metazoa; Chordata; Actinopteri; Siluriformes; Ariidae
Exons: 10
Coding region: 54-1706 (550 amino acids)
Source: RefSeq, a predicted model, not a curated record